AUGUCCCUUGCUUCCUUGAGAUCAUUUCUGGUGCUGUGGAAGCAGCUGGAAUUGCUAAAGGAGCACUGGGGCGGACUCAAACUGCAAGUCCAGGAGAGCGAUUCUGUCUCCUUCCACAAACAGUUCUCAGAACUCUACGGAACUGACAUUCUCUACCCCAGCAUGAAAGCUAUAGCUAGGCGGAUGGGGAAAGAAGAUGAAUUCGAAGGUAUUAUAAUAAGUAGUCAGUCUAUUCUUCCCCCCAACGGAGCUUCAGAAAUUGAAAUAAAAACCCAACAGCUUCAGAAACUUCUGGAAAAUCUUGAAAUUCAUAUGAUCCAAGAAGUAUUAAGAAAAGUUAACAGAGAGAUAGCACUAGUGGUAUCAGAAAAAUCCAAGGAGCAGUGUACUCUCCCUACAGACCUUUGGAAGCACCAUGUCAUGAAAGAAAACUUUUCCGUUAGCAGACCACAGAUAGUUGAAAAAUUUAAACAGAAAUUAAUGGAAAAUUACCAGGAUGGUGGACUAGAGAUCACAUUCAGGAAAGACCACCUUGAGGCCUGCCUCCUUUCCUUGGGUUGUGAUGUGAUGGCGAGAGAACGCAGCAACUUCGAGAGCUACUCCAUGUGUUAUGAGCAUGUGUUGGAGCAUGCUAGGCAGAAGCUCUGUCAGAAAGAGCAGGAAUUAGAUAUUAUCCGAAGAAGUUCAGAUCCACUUGAAGACAACGCUGGUCAGGUUGCAGAGCUCAGUCAUACUCUGAUCAUGGAAAUCACUGCUCUAAGAGCUCGACUCACAGAUUUGGAACAGGAGAAUCUGAAUCUCAACAAGCAGAUUAGAAAAGAAGUCCAGGAAGAAUAUGAAGCCUUAAUCCGAGCUUUGUUUGCGACAUGUGUGCACAUAAAAGAAAAGCUGGAUGAGCAUCAGAUUAAUUUGAUCCAGAAAGUGUGUGAGCUCAUCGGCGAAGUAAGAACAGAAGGGAUUGACAAUUUGAAAGGCCUGAAAACAAAAUGGGGUUCUGCCAGACCUGAUGAAGGAAAGAAAGAAAACCCAGCCAAACAGGAGCAGCUGCAGGCCUUGGAGCAGGACAGCGGCAGCCUGGCUGCACUGGUGUGCAAAGUGAGGAGCCUGGGCCGCUGGAGGCUGGCUGUGCAGCAGGCUCGUUUCCAGGGCCAGCUGAACAGGGCAGAGAAGGAAGCUCUGCAAAGUAAAAAAGAGUGCUUGAGCAUCCAGCUAAUGGCAGAACAAGAAGUGGUUUUAUUUCGUCAACAGUUACUGGCUCUAAGGCAGGCCCUGGCCAGGGCUCAGGCCGACAACACCAGGAUGCACGAGCGGCAGGAUAACCAGAUGAGAAGCCGGCUUGCCCAGGAGCGCAGUGUGAAGCUGGAUGCUUUCCAGCGCGUACAAGAGCUACAAAGUCAGCUUAAUGAUGCCGAGCAAUCGUCUGUCCAGAUGAGCUCACCAGGCGGCCUUAUACCUCGGGCUCAGUAUUCCCUCCGUUCUGCACCCACAUCAUCCAGACACUCACAGCAACACCUUUUAAAGACUAAUCUUAUGAGCAGUAAAAUAACAAGAAGGAUUCAAAGGCCAGACACUGUACCUAUUAAACACAAAAAAAGGUCUGACAACGUCUUUCUACCCAAUGUGGCAGAAAAUAUUCAACAUUCAGCUUUUCAAGUUCGCACAGCUCCAUCCAUAAUCCCAUAAGGACAUGACUGGUAAUCAUAUAUGCUUUUCCACAUUUUGUUUCCUUGAGUAUUUGAAUGAAUAAAAAUGAUUCUAACCUCCA
Messenger RNA from Odobenus rosmarus divergens (Pacific walrus), 1765 nucleotides. RefSeq names its product coiled-coil domain-containing protein 162-like. NCBI's taxonomy places the organism in Eukaryota, Metazoa, Chordata, Mammalia, Carnivora, Odobenidae. Bases 1 to 1683 code for a protein of 560 amino acids. The record is from RefSeq and is a predicted model, not a curated record. The transcript is spliced from 13 exons.